Penicilliopsis zonata CBS 506.65 is the source of this 1275-nucleotide messenger RNA. RefSeq lists its product as hypothetical. Gene Ontology annotation, cellular component: cytosol. The coding region runs from base 1 to 1275 and encodes 424 amino acids. Gene Ontology annotation, biological process: purine nucleoside catabolic process. Gene Ontology annotation, molecular function: purine nucleosidase activity. The transcript is spliced from 5 exons. NCBI's taxonomy places the organism in Eukaryota, Fungi, Ascomycota, Eurotiomycetes, Eurotiales, Aspergillaceae. The record is from RefSeq and is a predicted model, not a curated record.
AUGGCGAGGAAGAUCAUCAUCGAUACAGAUCCGGGCAUUGACGAUAUCCUGGCCUUGCUGCUCGCCUUUUCGGCGCAGCCAGAGGAGGUCCAGGUGCUGCUGGUCUCGCUGACCUUUGGGAAUAUCGAGGUCAAGAGUUGCCUGCGCAAUGUCGUCUCCAUGUUCCAUAUCAUCGAGCGCGAGAUGAAGUGGCGCGCCGACCACGGCCUUCCCGAAGGGUUCGGCGCCCUGCGCGCCCAUCCGCCUGUUGUCGCCGUCGGGGCAGAAGAUCCGCUGGAGGACCAGAAGAUGCUGGCCGAUUAUUUCCAUGGGUUUGAUGGACUCGGGGGGAUCCAUUCUAGUCACCCCCAUCUCACCCCCAGCGAGACCUGGGACCACCUGUUCGAUCCCUCGGCCGACUCCAACGGCAUUCAGUCGGUGCCAACGGGCAAUCCGGCCGCCCACCAGUCGUUCGUCCCCUCGAAGCGACCCGCCCACGAGGAGAUCCUGCGCAUACUACGUGAGAACGAAGCCGGUGAGGUGACUCUCGUCGCGGUGGGACCGAUGACCAACCUCGCCCUCGCUGCGGCUGCGGAUCCAGAGACCUUCCUGCGUGCCAAGGAGGUGGUUGUCAUGGGCGGAGCUAUCCACGUCCCAGGAAACGUCACUCCUAUGGGCGAGUUCAACGCAUACGCCGACGCUGUGGCCGCCGCGCGUGUCAUGGCACUCACCUCCCCAAGCCCCGCGAGCACGGUGCCCCCCACCAGCGAUGCGACAAAGCUCCCGGCCUACCCGGCCUCUCUCAGCAAGGCGCUGACACUGCGCCUCUUCCCGCUGGAUCUCACGCUGCGGCAUAACCUGACGCGCGGAGAGUUCCGCGCCGCCAUCACUGCGAAGCUGGAAAAGGGCUCCCCGCUCGCCGAAUGGGUGUCUGCCUUCAUGGCGCACGCCUUCCAAACCAUCGAAUCCAUGCACCCGGGCCACGACGGCGACGCUGCAGAGCUCAGCCUGCACGACCCCCUGUGCGUGUGGUACGCCCUAACGGCCGACGACGCCGGAUGGGUCCCCUCCAAACAAUCCCCGGAGGACAUCCGCGUCGAGACAACCGGCCAGUGGACGCGCGGGAUGUGCGUUGUCGACCAGCGUAGCCGGCACCCCGUCGACGGCGAGGUCGAGUCGGCCAAUGACCACGGCUUGUGGCUGAGUUCCCGGGCAGGGAAUCGCGUCUGGCGGAUGGAUGGAUCGCCUGUUGAAGCUACUUUUGGACAUAUUCUUAUGCAGAGGAUUCUAGCAUAG